CGGAGAGGCGGAGAGAGGUAGGGGGGCGGGGGUUCCGAGCUGUAAAGCGAGAGAGCGAAAAUUGCUGCGGAGAAAAAGUGGGGGGACGUGGAAGGCUUUCACAGAGUCCGCAGUUUGCUCAGGCAAAUGAAAAAUAACAAAUAGUAUAUAUUGGGCGAACGUUUAACUGAUCAGAAGAGAAGAUUGUAGUUCUACACGGGAAUACAAAAAUGUCGUCUCCAAGUCCUGCUAAGAGGCGAAUGGACACCGAUGUGGUAAAACUCAUUGAAAGCAAACAUGAAGUGACGAUACUCAGCGGACUCAACGAAUUACUCGUGAAGUUUUAUGGACCUCAAGGAACGCCAUACGAAGAUGGUGUGUGGAAGGUGCGAGUAGAUCUACCAGAGAAAUAUCCAUUCAAGUCCCCCUCUAUAGGGUUCAUGAAUAAAAUUUUUCACCCCAACAUCGAUGAAGCGUCAGGAACAGUUUGCCUGGAUGUCAUCAACCAGACGUGGUCGGCCCUGUACGAUCUCACCAAUAUCUUUGAGUCGUUCUUGCCUCAGUUGCUGGCGUACCCCAACCCCAUUGAUCCCCUGAACGGGGAUGCGGCUGCCAUGUACCUGCACCGGCCGGAAGAAUACAAGCGCAGAAUCAGAGAAUACAUCCAGAAAUAUGCAACAGAGGAGGCGCUGAAGGAGCAGGAAGAGCGGGCCGGGGACUCCUCGUCGGAGAGCUCCAUGUCAGAUUUCUCUGAGGACGAAGCCCAAGAUAUGGAGUUGUAGUGUGUGGCGAUGUCCUUAAACAGACUCCGAUUUCCCAGCCGCAAGGAGCAGACUGAUAUUCAUAUUUAAACAAGGCAAUUUUUUAUGACUAAAAAGGAUUUUUAUGGAUGUAGCAUUGGUGUUUUUCAUUUCUACUCUCUCCCCCUCUAGACGCCCAUCUUUUGCAUCCUGCUCACCCCUUAACCACCCUGAGCAGUGCAGUUUCGCUGGACUACCCACUUUUCUCACCUGUGAUUCAGUAUGAUCAUGGUCACUUGGAAUUCACCUCUCUUCUCCGUGGCCAUCAUAAUAAUACAGAUGUUGUUGCUGGUUGUGACAUCAUGACAGUGCUUAUUAAAGAGAGUGACUGAAGACUUAAAACCCCAAGCCAGAAAAACAGUGUUCAAAAAAGCUGUUUCAUUGUAUUAAACUUUCUUCCAGUCAGUAGAUCAUGUUACUUAAUUUGAAUGCUGCUGUUUGUAGGCUGGUCUUAUCUGGCAACACACCGAAAAUGCCUCUCUGAGAGCUUUUUUGGAUUGUGAGAAAUUUCCCUGUCUUUUUGGGUUGGAUUUAAAGUGGUAAUAAUUGCUUGUCCUUCUGUUCAAACCCUUGAACACCCUCCCCCCGGCCAGUACCAUGAAGUGUCAGCACCUUAGAAAUGGCUGCCUGUACACAGCAGGAUUCUGGGAAAGGUCACACAGUCGGGGUGACACGUUGGAGGCUCUGUGUAACAUUAUUUUUAGCCUGCCAGCUCGGCUAGCCUGAUGCUGAUAUUACUGAGGUCUUGCAGGGAGGCCGGUGUUCAAAAGACAUUUUUCACGUGGUUUUGCAUUCUUGCAAGACAAACAAGCGGUAUUUAUUUUAUCCUGGUUUAAUUGACCAUUAUAGGAAAGUCUCCUCUGUUUGUCUCAUUACCCUGUUGUAGUUUUACACCAUUCGGAAAGUAAGUUAUCCUGGGCUUUGUUGAGCCCGUGCUGUAAAAAGAUGGGGAACAGCACUCUUUGGUUUCUGUGUGAAGGAUAGGGCUGCAUUCAUAGUUUAGAUGUUUGCCUGAUUUUUCCGUCACUGGGUGGCAGUCUUCUCACGGAAUCUUGUACAGGCCUUUGUUGGCUUGUUGAUAUUGUCAGCUUGCUUUCUUGAGCUGAACUGUAAUGCUAGGGUUAGUUCCUUAUUUAGGAAAAUGUGUGGCAAAUUCAGUUUAAAAUAUGUACAGCAGGUUUUCCCUCAUUGUAGAAGUAACUGGUUUCAGGCAGCUUCCUGUAGAGGAGAGGAUUAAUGAGUUCAGUUUGCAUCAUUAUGUUGUGUAAUUCAUUAAGAGAUUCCAAUGACAUGAUUUGCUGUAUUGCAGAUCUUGUGUGUUGUUCCCCUUCCAAGUCUUUCCUGACUAUUUUAUGGAGUCCUGGGUAAUGCAGCCUGCAUCCUGGAGGGUUGGAAGUGCUGGAUGAGGCCACUGCCGGCCUGGAGCGGGACGUCUACCUUCUCUGCUCAGCCUGCAGCCACAUGAAGGGAGUGACCUUCUAUAAAACCUAAUAAGUAUUUUGCUGGGGUUUUAAUAUCUUUAUAGGGUUGAGUAUUUGCCAUAGUGGAUUAAUUGGAGGUGGGCUGAGAUGGGAUGUUGUGGUCAGGAAGGGCCUUCUGGAUUGCAGACUGGAAGGUUUCACAGUCAGCACCGCGCUGCUCCUUUCCCCACGGCACCCCGCUGUUGUCAUGAUAAACGAGGCAGCACAUAGUAACAGUAUGCAACAGCCAGAGGUCAGCUUGUCUGUUUAUUUCCUGUUUAUCCCGCAUUCUGCCCGAGAAAAUAACGAGAGGGACGUAACACUAACCUUGUCCCCUUUUAUAUGCUGGAAUUGAGAGCUUGCAUGACCUAAAGUUCAAAAUUGAAAAAGAGCAGCUUUUGUAACCGCUCUGAAUGAAUGAGUGAAUGAAUGAAAUUAAACGUGCAACUGAUUCCUUUUCUGUGUGCUUCAGGUUUGGGGCCAUUCUGGAAUGCAUUCAUCAACUUGGGAUUGGGAAAAAGAACUAUGGAGAACAGAAUUGGAAUUGAAUUUGAAUUUCAGGGAGAUUUAAAUUCCAACUCCAGUUUCAUUUUCUUAUUUAGACUGGGAUUGAUGAAUGCAAUCCAGAAUGGCCCCGAUGCUGGUGUGCUUAGUCAGAUCUCACAGAAUGCACCUUCUGGCUCCUAUACAGAGCGCAGUACAGUCUAAAAUGAGGCUGCAGACUUGCUCUGCUGUGCAUGAAUGAUUGUUUACCUGCGAAAGAAGCGGGCGUUCCACCAAGAGUUCCCUUGCAGCACCCACAGUGCAGCUGGCAUGGCCCGGGACCGAGGGCAUGAUGCGGGCGUCGGGUCCGGGAGGAGGACCAGGCAGCAGCCCAGUUGCCACCUUCAUCACUCAUUUCUUUUCCUCCUUCUUACAAAUGCAGUCAAACUGCAGCAGGGUCAGAGUGGAGGUUACGGAAGUCCAUGGAAACCCUGUUUGACAGCUAAGGCGAUGCACAAGAAAACUGCAAAUGACACUGCCAUCCAUAUUGGCUUGCCCCCGCCCCCAACUGUCUUCUCCAAACUUACUUUACCCCCCGUUUUCUCUUCUUCCCUUCUUAGUUAUUUUUCAUUGUGAUUAUAUAGUGGGCAUGCAUGACACUGACAUGCCUUUUAAUCUAUAUGAUUAUAACGUCAAGUAGUUGUGUAUAAAUAAGACUAACUUUUUAAAUAAAUACCAAAUGUGUACAAGU
Molecule: messenger RNA, 3473 nt
Organism: Paramormyrops kingsleyae
Lineage: Eukaryota; Metazoa; Chordata; Actinopteri; Osteoglossiformes; Mormyridae
Gene: ube2h
Product: ubiquitin-conjugating enzyme E2H (UBC8 homolog, yeast)
Source: RefSeq, a predicted model, not a curated record